GGUCCUCGUUUGUUAUCUUCAUCUACAUCGACGACGACCACUUGCCGCCCCGCCUGAGAAGCACACAGAAUGCUUCCAAAGAUAUCGCCAACUAUCCGACAUACCCUCCCAGACUAUGUAGCCCUCCUCAUCACCUUCUUCAUUGGCGUAGGUGUCUCCUAUAUCCAUCCCUUCGAGCGACCCUUCCGGCCAGACGACUUGGACAUUUCACAUCCACAUUACAAUGACUGGGUACCGAAUGGCGUUGUCAUUUCUGUAGUUCUCAUCGUUCCGCCAGUAGUCAUGGCGCUCUUUUGGGCUGUGAGAGUCGGGCUGGAUAGGAUGGGAUGGAUUCCAUUGAGCAAUGUUACGAGUCCCGUGCGACCGAACCGAGGGAAUGUAGCAAGCUUUGCAAAGGAUUUACAUUGGUUUAUGUUGGGAUUAUUAUUUUCCUUGGCUACGACGAAGCUCUUUACGGAUUUCUUAAAGAAUUGGGCUGGAAGGCUGCGUCCUGAUUUCCUUGGACGGUGUUUGUGGAAUGCGACGCUAAAUGCGUGCACAGGGGAUACAGAGACCAUCCGUGAAGGACGUCGGUCCUUUCCAUCUGGGCAUACCAGCUCCAUGUUUGCGGGAAUGGGCUUUCUGAGCAUUUGGAUGGCAGGCUGGUUUGGUGUGCUUCGGAAUUGGCGGGAACGCGAGGUGAGCGUCGAGGAGGACGAAUCCGAUGGAAUGGAAUCAGCAGUUGAGGAGGAGUUUGGAAAAGGUUGGAAAGGUGUUUUGAUAUUAGUUCCUCUUUUACCCGCUUUCUAUGUUGGGAUAUCACGAACACAACAAUAUGUCCACCACCCAUCCGACGUGGCAUUUGGCGGCGCAAUGGGAUUCCUUAUUUCUCUGUUGUUCUAUAGACUGUUUUACGAUCGUACUGGACGACCCAAGAGUUUUAGUAUUCGCGUUCCUGCUAGACGGUUGUGGUAGUAAACGUUUGUGCGCACGGUAGUGAUGUAAUUUUCGCCUUGGAAAGGUUUUUGGUAUACAAGAGAUUUGUUUUUGAAUGUCAGGUCUACGUCGUAGUUGCUUUACACUGUUGAGUGAUGUUGCUUGUGCGUUCAUCGCACACCAAUCUCAUGUACUGCAGGACAGCGUCCGCGGCCCGAGGGCUGCGUUUUCCCCGCGAAAGGACAAAUUCCUCGACUUCCCCAUGAGUAAGUACCUCUAGACACAACAACAUGCG
Spizellomyces punctatus DAOM BR117 is the source of this 1210-nucleotide messenger RNA. RefSeq lists its product as uncharacterized. The transcript is spliced from 3 exons. Gene Ontology annotation, molecular function: phosphatidate phosphatase activity. Lineage: Eukaryota; Fungi; Chytridiomycota; Chytridiomycetes; Spizellomycetales; Spizellomycetaceae. The record is from RefSeq and is a predicted model, not a curated record. The coding region runs from base 70 to 954 and encodes 294 amino acids. Gene Ontology annotation, biological process: phospholipid metabolic process.